Molecule: messenger RNA, 3615 nt
Organism: Oncorhynchus mykiss (rainbow trout)
Lineage: Eukaryota; Metazoa; Chordata; Actinopteri; Salmoniformes; Salmonidae
Gene: lig4
Product: ligase IV, DNA, ATP-dependent
Biological process (GO): DNA biosynthetic process; nucleotide-excision repair, DNA gap filling; immunoglobulin V(D)J recombination
Cellular component (GO): DNA ligase IV complex; DNA-dependent protein kinase-DNA ligase 4 complex
Molecular function (GO): DNA ligase (ATP) activity; ATP binding; DNA binding
Source: RefSeq, a predicted model, not a curated record
UUGCUUUUCCCCAGGUCCAUUAUGUCUCUUGUUUUGUUUCCGACUGGAUGUUUUACGCGGCUGACGGUUUCCGCUUUGUGAACAAGGAAGUGUUUUUUUAGAAACUCAUAUAAUAGUUUGUAAAUAAUAAUCAAAAACGGCUAUGUUUAUGUUUUGAGACCGAGAAGAAGUAAUCAGUUUCGUCAGGACACGUAUGAUGGAUGCAGUCAUAACCCGGGCAUGUCACAGCAUGUUGUAGAGGAGGGAUCCCCAAAGAGUUGCAAGACACUGACGAGUUGGCUGGUUGCUUUGAGUUUUUUUUAGCUUUUACAAUGGAGGGAACCUCAAAAAGCGAAUCUGCUGCUCCCCAGAGCUCUGUCGCUGCUCAAGUUCCAUUUCUUCACCUGUGCACUACGCUUGAAAAAAUACAGAAGACCAAACUCCGACCAGACAAAUCAAAGUUUCUCCGUGACUUCAUAGACUCCUGGAGGAAAUUCCAUGCGGCCCUCCACAAAGACAACCCUACCACCACAGACUCUUUCUACCCGGCCAUGCGUCUCAUAGUCCCCUCGUUCGAAAGGGAGCGUGUGGCCUAUGGCAUUAAAGAGAGUAUGUUAGCCAAGCUCUACAUAGACGUCUUGGGUCUCCCCAAGAAUGGACCGGAAGCCAACAAACUGUUGAAUUACCGCACCCCCACCACAUCUCAGGGGGAGGCAGGAGAUUUCGCUCUUAUGACCUACUUUGUGUUGAAGAAACGCUGCACAAGCCAGGGAAACCUCACCAUCAGAGAAGUCAACGACUUUCUGGACUCUGUGGCCAUCAACAAUGCUGGUAAGCAGAAGGACCUGGUGAAGAAGAGCCUGCUGCACCUUAUCACCCAGAGCACGGCACUGGAGCAGAAGUGGCUUAUCCGCAUGAUCUUGAAGGACAUGAAGCUGGGGGUCAGCAAAGAGACCGUGCUCCAGGUGUUCCACUUAGAUGCGGCCGAGCUCUAUAACGUCACCACAGACCUAAACAAGGUGUGCCGGCAGCUCCACGACCCCUUUGUGUCCCUCAGCGAAGUGUCCAUUGGCCUGUUCUUUGCCUUCAAACCUAUGCUGGCCGCCGUGGCCAACAUGCGCCAGGUGGAGAAGCAGAUGGGCAACAGCACCUUCUUCAUAGAGACCAAGCUGGAUGGAGAGCGCAUCCAGCUGCACAAGGAUGGCGACGUCUACAAGUACUUCACACGGAACUCCUUCGAGUACACCCAGCAGUUUGGUGCAUCGCCGCUAGAGGGCUCCCUGACGCCUUUCAUCCACAAUGUCUUCAAGCCCCAUGUAGUCAAAUGCAUCCUGGAUGGGGAGAUGAUGGCGUACAACCCCACUACCGACACCUUCAUGCAAAAAGGAAGCAAGUUUGACAUCAAGAGGCUAGUGGAUGACUCCGAGCUGCAGACGUGCUUUUGCGUUUUCGAUGUACUUCUUGUGAACGACCACAAGUUUGGCAACGAGACGUUGAAGGUGCGCCACGACAACCUUCAGACUGUCCUCACUCCUGUUAAAGGGAGGAUACACGUGGUGCCGAAAACGGAGGCCAAAACUAUGCAAGAGGUGGUAAACGCCCUCAACGAAGCCAUUGACAACAGGGAAGAGGGCAUCAUGGUGAAAGAUCCCUCAUCCGUCUACAAGCCCGAUAAGCGAGGUGAGGGCUGGCUCAAGAUAAAGCCGGAGUACGUUGAUGGCUUGAUGGAUGAGCUCGACCUGUUGAUUGUCGGAGGCUACUGGGGAAAAGGAAGGCGAGGUGGCAUGAUGUCUCAUUUCCUCGUCGCGGUGGCCGAAGCUCCGAAGCCUGGAGAGAAACCCUCCGUUUUCCACACGCUCUGUCGCAUCGGUUCCGGCUACACCAUGAAGGAGCUGUAUGACUUGGGGUUGAAGCUGGCCAAGCACUGGAAAGUCUACCGGAAGAACGACCCUCCGGCCUCUAUUCUGUGUGGGACGGAGAGACCAGAAGUCUACAUUGACCCGUGCAACUCGGUCAUCAUCCAGGUGAAGGCAGCAGAAAUAGUCAGUAGUGAGAUGUACAAAACCAACUGCACGCUACGCUUCCCCAGGAUCGAGAAGAUCCGGGAGGACAAAGAGUGGCACCAGUGCAUGACCCUAGCUGAGCUCGAUCAGUUUCGCAACAAGGCGUCCGGGAAGUUGUUCUCGCGCCACCUCCGCAUCAAUGACGAGCCUGAAAAGAAGAAGCGCAAGUUGCCGGCAGCGGCCAAGCCCAAGAAAGCUGUCGGCGUCAUCGACCACUUCAAGUCCCAGGACCUAUCUGGCGUUACCAAGGAGACGGACAUGUUCGAGGACGUGGAGUUCUGCGUUAUGAAUGGCAAUGAGGCGCACCCCAAGGCGGAGCUGGAGAAAGCAGUGGCCCGAUGUGGCGGUAUUGUAGUCCAGAACCCGGGACCGGACACCUACUGUGUGAUCGCCGCUGUGGAGAACAUGCGCGUGAAGAACCUGAUCUCUUCAGACCAGCACGACGUAGUGUGGGCUGCCUGGCUGCUGGAGUGCCUAGACAGGAAGCAGGUGGUGCCAUGGCAACCGCGUCACAUGAUACACAUUUCACCCUCCACCAAGGAGCACUUUGCCAAGGAAUACGACUGCUACGGAGACAGCUACUUUGUGGACACGGACGAGCAGCAGCUGAGGGAAGUCUUUGGUCGGAUUGGUAGAGUGGACACUUUGACGGCACAGUGCAUCGCUAAGUUGGAGGAACGCUUCAGCUGGGAUGACCUCCCCACUAGCAUGUUCAGACCUUUCAGGGUCUACAUGGACAGAUACGCAGACAUAGGAGACCCUAAAAGCAUCGUACCGGCAACUUGUCUGGACACGCGGGCUCUGGAAUUCCGCUUCCACGGAGGGACAGUAGUGCAGAAGCUUGAGGAAGGGGUCUCUCAUGUCAUAGUGGUGGAGGAAACAAGAGUGUUGGCUUUAAGAACCCUCAGACGACUCUUUACCAAAAAGUUUAAGAUUGUUAGAGAGUCAUGGGUAACAGAAUCUAUCAGCGCAGGGUUUUUGCGGAAUGACAAUGACUACCUAGUGUAAUGCAAGCACUGGACAAUAAGCACGUUAUGAUUGACAUAUCUCUGGGAUUGUAAUAUUUUGUUUUAAUCCAUUUUAGAGUGUAAAUAAAUGUUUGUUUUAAAGGAUUUUCUGAAUCAGAAGGUAACGUUAUCCAGUGUUUUUCUACACAUUUCAAUAUGGAUAUAGUGUAGGCCUAUAUGUAAUGGUGUAUCUACUUUAAUUGAGGUAAGUAAGCUAUUUUAAUGUCCUUACCAAUGCAGACUAUUGUGUUGAGAUAUUUGAGACUGUCAAUCCCAUCAUUUCCCAAACUGGCAGCGAGACACCAAAGGGUGAACGUUUUGGUUUUUGCCUUAACACUACACAGCUUGAUGAUUAGUUGAUUAUUUGAAUCAGCUGUGUAGUGCUAGGGCAAAAACUAAAACGUCUUACCCUUGGGGUCCCGAGGCUGAGGUUGGGAAACCCUGGUCUAUCCACUAAACUAUUUGUUUAAUUUAAUGCAAAUUAUAUUAUACUGUAUGUUUUUCUUUUAAUCUUUACAAUUCUCAUGUUUUGGAACUAAAAUAAAUAUUUUGAAUAAAUAUGGGAA